UUCACGUGUUCAGUUUUCUGUCACAGAGACAAAAGAAACCAGAAAAUAUUCACAUUUAAGAAUCUGAAUCAGAGAAUUUAGACGUUUACUUAAAAAAUGUUGAAUUAAUUAGACAAUUAGACAGAUUGUUGCAGAAUCAGAUGAUUAAAGUCAAUAAAUUAUAUAUUUAUUUAACCCUCCUGUUGUCCUUGAGUCAAGGAAGGAAGGAAAGGAGGAAGGAGGGAGGAAGGAGUAAGGAGGGAGGAAAGGAGGGAAGAAGGAAGGAAAGGAAAGAAGGAGGUAGGAAGGAAAGGAAGGAAGGAAGGACGGAGGAAAAAAGAAGGAGGGAGGGAGGGAGGAGGAAGGAAAAGAGACAGGGAGGAAGUAAGGAAAGAAGGACAGAGGAAAGAAGGAAGGGAGGAAGGAAGGAAGGAAGGACAGAAGGAAGGAAAGAAAGAGAGAAGGAGGAAGGGAGGAAAGAACACAGAAACAUCACUGACCCAGAAUCAGAUUAUUUCACUGCAGUAAAUGUGUUUAAUAAUUAUAUUUAUUUUACAGCUCUGAUACUGCUGCAGGUAAACUGAAUGACCCACUAACACACCUGUGGGAGGGAGACUGCAGGUGUAACAGGAAGCAGCUCUAAGUCCUGCUAAGAGGAUCACACACACAUACACACAUACACACACACACACACACACACACACACACACACACACACACUAAGCUCCUCAGUCUUCGUGAGUCUGGCAUGUUGAGCAGAGGGAUGAUGGGAGCAGGCGGCGGCUCGGCGGGGACGAAGAACCCUGAAAACCACGACUGACCUCUGAACCCUGAGAGACAGAACACGGCGUCAUGGACAACGUGGAUCCGUCUCCUUUGCGGCGUUUUGUCGUCGCGAAGCUUUCGAUCACCUCCAUCUUUGAUCAGCUGCUGGACUUUGUGAAGGACGGCUCUGCAUUCGUUGAUGAGGCGUGGCGUAGUGAUGAGCUGGGUCAGGUUGCUGUGGAGGAGCAGAGUCUGGAGAUGCAGAGCUGUGCCACCAAACUGGCGACGAUCAGAGAAAUCCUGCUGAGGAGACACAUGAAGGUGGCCUUCUUCGGCAGGACCAGUAACGGGAAGAGCACGGUGAUCAACGCCAUGCUGAGGGACCGCGUGCUGCCCAGCGGCAUCGGUCACACCACCAACUGCUUCCUGAGAGUCGAAGGAACCGACAGAGAAGACGCUUACCUCACGACCGAGGUGUCCAAUGAGAGGAGGAGCAUCAUGACAGUGAACCAGUUGGCUCAUGCUCUCCACAUGGAUCCCACUCUGGAUUCGGGGAGUCUGGUUAAAGUUUUGUGGCCUAAAAGUCGCUGCGCUCUGCUGAGAGACGACCUGGUGCUGAUGGACAGCCCCGGCACUGAUGUCACUCUGGAGUUGGACAGCUGGAUCGAUAAAUUCUGUCUGGACGCUGAUGUCUUCGUGUUGGUUGGAAACGCAGAAUCGACCCUGAUGAACACGGAGAAACUUUUCUUCCAUAAAGUCAGCGAAAGAAUCUCUAAACCGAACAUCUUCGUCCUCCAUAACAGAUGGGACGCUUCGGUUACUGAGCCUGAGUAUAUAGAUGAGGUGAGGAAGCAGCACCUGGACCGCUGUGUGAGCUUCCUGGCCGAGGAGCUGAAGGUUGUGAGUCUGGACGAAGCGGCCGGCCGGAUCUUCUUCGUGUCGGCUAAAGAAGUUCUGAUCUCACGGAUGCAGCGAGCGCAGGGGAUGCCUGAGACAGGUGAGACAGGAGGUGCUCUGGCUGAAGGCUUCCAGGAGAGACUCCGAGAGUUUCAGAGGUUUGAGAGAACGUUCGAGGAGUUCAUCUCUCAGUCUGCAGUGAAGACGAAGUUCGAGCAGCACACGGUGAGAGCGUGGCAGAUCAGCGAGGCCAUCAAAGCCGUGAUGGACGCCAUCAACAUCGCCUCUGCUGACAGGAAGAUCUGCUGUCUGGAGGAGCGCGAGGAGCAGAGGGACCGACUGGACUUUGUUCGAGGACAGAUUAACCGUCUGACAGACAACGUCAGAGAGAAGAUCAAGACUCUGACCGAGGACGUCUGUGUUAAGGUUACCACGGCGAUGUCGGAUCAGAUCCACUCACUUCCUGUUCUGGUGGAGGAGUUCAGAGCCGACUUCAACCCCACACAAGAAACUCUGGAGCUCUACAAGGCCAAGCUGCUGCAGCACGUAGAGGAGAGGAUCAUCGGCUGUCUGGCUCAUCGCUGCUCCAUCAGCAUCCUCAGAGACAUCAAAGACGCCCAGAGACACAUGAUCGACAGUGUUCGUCCUCUGCUGUCUCUGACCGUCCAGGAGCAGCUCUCUGCUCCCUCCACCACCUUCGAGUUGACCUAUGACCUGGGCCUCGCCGCCCUGUGUGCAGACUUCAGAGAGAACAUAGAGUUCCAGUUCUCUCUGGGCUGGACGGCGCUCGUCACGCGUUUCCUCGGCGCCUACAACGCCAGACGAGCGCUGAGCGGCACCGACCCCAGACUGCAGGAAGGCUCCAGCAUAAAGAAUGAGAUGGUGGUUUCCGUAGCAACAGGUCUGGUCUCCGUCACCUCCCGAGCGUCCAUGACGGUCCUGAUCAUCGGUGGAGUGGUAUGGCGUUCGGUGGGCUGGCGGGUCAUCGCUCUCUCUCUGUCGCUGUACGGUCUCCUCUACCUGUACGAGAAGUUCACCUGGACGAACGCCAGCAGGGAGCGCGUUCUGAAGCGGCAGUUCACGGAGCACGCUGCCCAUCGCCUGAGAGCCGUCAUCCCCGUCAGCAGCUCCGCCUGCAGCCAGCAGGUCUACAAGGAGCUGGCUGCUACCUUCAGCCGGCUGACUCAGCGUGUGGAUCUGAGUGAAGCAGAGUUGGAGGGAAACAUCCGUCAGCUGAGCUUCAGGAUCCAGCGGCUGGAAAACAUCCAGAGGAGAUCAAAGGCCUUCAGGAACAGAGCCACGGAGCUGGAGACGCAGCUGGAGGCCUUUUCUGUUCAGUACCUGCAGGGAAACUAACACAUGAAGAAGAAGAAGAAGCGUGAUGUUUGGUGAGCGGCGCCCCCUGCUGCUGGAUCAGCAACACUUCACUCUCAUCAUGAAGACUUCAAACCAUCUCAGCUUUAUUCUCGUCCUGCAGACACGAGAUCAGUUUCAUUCUCUGAUGAAACUUUAGACAGUUAGUAAUAAUAAAUGUUCCACUUGAUAAAGAAUAAGUUUGUUGAAAGUCUCACUGACAGUAUUUAUGUUUAAGAAUGAAACCAGAUGAGUUAAUGUUUAAAAGACAGAAAACCUCCGAACUGAACACAGAACACAGCGGAGCAGCUGAUCAACAGUCCGACAGCUUUAAUGUAAUAUUAACCCUCCUGUCGUCCUCCCGGGUCAAAUUGACCCCGUCUCUUUUGACUGUUCCUUCCUUCCUUAAUUUUUCCUUCGUUCUUCCCCUCCUUCCCUCUUUCUUUG
Messenger RNA from Scomber scombrus (Atlantic mackerel), 3441 nucleotides. It is a transcript of the gene mfn1a, whose product is annotated as mitofusin 1a. Bases 832 to 2997 code for a protein of 721 amino acids. NCBI's taxonomy places the organism in Eukaryota, Metazoa, Chordata, Actinopteri, Scombriformes, Scombridae. Gene Ontology annotation, molecular function: GTP binding; GTPase activity. Gene Ontology annotation, cellular component: mitochondrial outer membrane. The record is from RefSeq and is a predicted model, not a curated record. Gene Ontology annotation, biological process: mitochondrion localization; mitochondrial fusion. The transcript has 18 exons.